Dermacentor albipictus is the source of this 4618-nucleotide messenger RNA. RefSeq names its product Tetraspanin 26A (gene Tsp26A). Gene Ontology annotation, cellular component: plasma membrane. Lineage: Eukaryota; Metazoa; Arthropoda; Arachnida; Ixodida; Ixodidae. The record is from RefSeq and is a predicted model, not a curated record.
GAAUAAGAGGGCGAGAAGGAACAGGAAUGGAAAGAAGGAACGAACUUAGUUGACAAGAUGGCUCCGUAUGGGGAGGAAGUUGAACGCUAUGGGAACAGAAUGCCCGUGCGGAAACAUAGGCGCGACAAAAGUGAAAUUAGUUGUUGCCUCAAGUAUCUCAUCUUCGGCUUCAAUGUGAUUUUUUGGCUAAUGGGCUUAAGCAUCAUGGUUGUUGGUGUUUGGGCCUGGACUGAGAAGGACAUUUUCAACAACCUGAGUCGACUUACUAACAUUGCACUGGACCCUGCCUUUGUGCUGAUUGUCAUUGGAGGCAUCACCUUUAUUAUUGGUUUCACUGGCUGCGUCGGUGCCCUGAGAGAAAAUACCUGCCUGCUCGCUGCUUACGCCAUAUUUUUAGCGAUCUUGUUGCUGUUAGAGAUGACGGCAGGCAUUUUGGGAUUCAUCUUCAAAGAUUGGAUCAAGUCUCAGGCAACCAACGGCUUCCAGGCUUUCAUUGUGUUCUACAGAGAUGACCCUGACCGUCAAAACUUGAUCGACUGGAUUCAGGAACAGUGGCUGGGAUGCUGUGGUAUUGAGGGCCCCAAAGACUGGGACAUGAAUAUCUACUUCAACUGCUCAAGUGUGGAAGUGGGAAGUCGUGAGGCCUGUGGCGUUCCAUUUUCCUGCUGCAAGAGACAACCAAAUGAGCUCAUAAAGAACAAACAAUGUGGCUAUGAUGUACGCAAGGCUGAGUAUCAACGGGACAAGUCUCACGUGAUCUAUGAGAAAGGUUGCCUGCGAGCUGGGGAGGAGUGGAUCGAAGCUAACCUGGUGCCAGUGGCAGGGGUGGCCGUGGGAUUGGCUGUGCUGCAGGACAAGUCCCAGCGUUCGCGACUCAUUUAUGAGCGAGGCUGCCUGCAGGUUGGGGAAGAGUGGUUAGAGGUGAACCUGGUUCCCUUGUCGGGAGCACUCUUAGUUGUUGCCUUUGCUCAGAUUCUGGGCAUAUGUUUUGCCCAAAAUUUACGGGCAGACAUCUUCGCCCAGAAGGCGAAGUGGCACUGACAUCCGCUGCACACCUGGGCCAAGAUAGCCAGCCGAAGGUUUCAGGGCCCAGAGUGGCGCCACUGACUGGCCCCACAUCUGCAGCUGCUGCCACCAGUGCUGACAGCAUCUGGAGCAGCCAGCAAGAGCAGCAACAGCACAGACGCAACCACCAGGUGGCUCUCAUCACCCUGUUCUGAGAGUCCAAGCACAUUACCUUCCUGGAAGCUAGUGGCAACAAAGCGUGUUGUUUUCCUAUGCUAUCUUAACUUGCAACUGACCAGUGUUCGACAUACUGUCAUCAACAAGAUUGUAAAAACUGGCAUCGUGGGACUGAGUGGUGGGUAAGGUUAAUGUCAGCUCAAGGCAGUAAGGACGUCUUGAGGCUUGGACAUUUGAGCACAAGAGGUUUGACAAGCACAUCUUGCAUUGUGCAACUUUGUGUAUUUUUCCAUGUUUGCUAGACUGUCAUAUAGUGUGUAAAUUUUGUAUCUCAAUUUUCUAGUGGUUGGGGCUGAAAGAAUGCUACCCUCCUACUGCUUGUUGUUUGGUGCAAGAACUGAUGUGGAAUAGCGCAAGAUGCACCAUUUCAUCAUGCAGCAGCUGUCACAAGGUGUCUUUCACAGCUAUUCCAAAAGGUGUGAAGCCUGGCAGGUACAUUUCCUUCCACAUUUUCUGAAGUCUGAGACAGCAGUGUGACAAAUUCACUUGUGUGUUUAAUGGAGAUUAUUCUCUGUUCACAGUCGUGAAGGUCAUUUUAGGCUUAAUAUUCUAACGGGAAAAGGCAAACUUUCCCAGUCUGAUACUUCUCAAGGGCUUUUGACAUGAAAUAGUACCUUCUUCUGCCAUGUCAUUUUAAUGCAGAUACACUGGCUAUCUAUAAUUUCAAUGUACAUUCCAGCACUUUUACAAUACUUUAAGAGAAAUUGACCAGGCCUAGAGGAUAUAUUAGUGAACAAUGAACAUGGAUGGCACAGGAAAUGGCCAUGAGGUUUACAGUGACAGUGAAUUUAGUAUCUCGUUUCAAUCAGUGUUCAUGAAAGUGUGGUUUCCAUGGACUCUUUGUAGUUUGUUGUGUUGCAUGUUAGUGGCGCACUGUCUACUUGUAAUUUUGUGGCUUUCAGCUGCUUUGUGAAGACAUUAGAUAGCUAGGCGGAGGCUUAAACCUCCCUAAAUUUUGAACAUAUUAACAUUGCCAUGUGUUGCAUCCAUAUAUCUUUUGUGUGUGUGGGAAAAAGGUAUGACCAUGCUCUCCAGAUGUGUUAACACAAGGCAGCACAUCUUAAACUGGUGGCUGUUCCGACUACACUGGCAUGGUAUCAUUUUUUUGCUGUUGACAGUGAGCACUAUGCUUACACAGUAUGUGGAAGGACUGUCGUACUUCAUACAUUGUGAAUUUCUAAAUAGUGAUACAAGUGGUAAUGUAUGUAUAUCUUGCACUUUAGACAUGCUGAAAGUCAUUAGUUCAAGACACCUUAGGCUUUUGCCUGGGCUUGCUUACUUUCAAAUACUCAUGGGUGUUUCAGCCAACUGCUGAUAUGAUGCUGGUUUACAUGUUAUGGAUUCUUGUAGUGUAACUGUCAGGUUGUUUCAAGGUGUGAUGGCAGAACCUGUGUUACAACAGGUGUACGUAUGGGUUCUGCCAUUAAGGUAUUUGCACUCAGCUCAGGCUUUUAUAGUGGCUGACUGUUGUGUUCAUAUUUUGCAUGUGAAGAAAUGUGCACUAGUAUUUUACAUGUGGCAAAGAGGUCGCAGUUUUUAUGCUGCGCUAUUGUGGCCAGAUACUGCUACUACACAAUAGAAAUUGGGCAUCGUUUAAGUUCUCGCCUGUUAUCAUUUUGUAGAGAAACUACAACUGACCCUGCAAUAAUAUGAAUGGAAGGAAAAUCUUGAUGCACAUGUCUUCCAUUGCGUCCAUUCGAACAAAUGUGUUCCCUUAACACCAAGGAUUUUUGUAUGUAGACUGUUCAAAAAAAUUUUUUUCUUUAGAGUAGCUUUGUAUGUGACAGUCUGUCUUUACGACCUGAACACAUUAAGGUCACCAUUAUGGGUCUCUUGACUAGCAGCUUGUAUGCUAAAGUUCUGUCAUGUGCACUAGUAUCAGGUGUGUUCAUUUUAUGUCAGCGAGACAUUGAUUCCCGUUCUGUUUUCUAUAGCAGUGACUUCAUAAGUAUGCUUUAGGCUAUGAGUUGCCCCCUUGGAUGUAUGUUUUUGUGGGCAGCUGUCCCUAUGACAGAACAUAUUGCUGCAAGCAAAAGCUAGGGGGCACUAUUGCACCUCAUUUUUUUGCACAUUCACUUAAGUUGCUAGCAUCACCCAGUUGUAGCUUUGUCUGCUUAGUUGUGCCCACCUUUGAUUCUUUGUUCUCAGUCCACAUAAGUUAUCCUGCUGCAUGUUCAUUGCCCAUUAUUGUGGCAAGUUCAACAUCUGUGGGCAGGUGUGGUUUUUGCUCAAAAAUGACUGUUUCUUUAACUUUCCAAUUUGUGUAAGGGUCCAAUUGGCGCAAAGUCUGUGGUGCACAACCAGACGUGUCGUUUCUUCCUGCAAGGCAAUGCAUCACCAAAGCUUUUUCCCUUGCAUUGUCGUCUGAAUUCCUUGCUUGGAAGUUUUCUGCCACUGCUGGUUGUCUUAAAGAAAGUUUUGCUGAAGGUGUUUUGUUUUUUAUUAAACUUACAAUAAUGGUUUAAAUCAUGUAUGUUUAUAUUCAGAGUUUAAACAUGAUCCUUGUGCAGAACAAGAUAACAAAGAGCAUUUUAAUCACUGCCGACUUAAGCUCUCAAUAUUAGGUAGUAAGGAAGAAUAUGUAUGAUAUACAUAUAGGUGUAGAUGUGAGCUAGCUUUGUGACCUUUAUUGUAACAUCAAGAGAACUUGAUGUAUACUCCAGCAUGUCAGUCUCAAUGUACAGUUUUGCCAGUUUGUGACAGUCCUGUGUGACAGUGUUUGGUUCAUGUAGUCUGUAUUUAGCUGAGCACCUGCAUCAGGCCUUAAAUGAUUAUAUUGCAGUGUUGGCAAAAGCUGCUAAUAUUUGUGACUCAUUUGCAGGCUUACAGCCUUGGAAGGUGUAUACACUGGUGUUCUGCAGAGUUAGCACUCUAGUUGGCGUCUGUAUGAAGUCUGGGUGCAGCAAUGGGGUUUUUUAGGCCACUUGCCCCUUUUUCAAGUCGCAUGGGGCUACAGUAGCAAUUGUGUAUCUUAGAUUACAUAUAUAUAUUAUAUAUAUACAGCACUUCGCAUCAAAUUGCUCCUUAGAAAAAUGAUUGGGAGCUCUGUAGAUGAAGUUGAUCUAUUUGAAUUUUGGGAGCUCUUGUGCCCCCCUUUUUUUCUGAAUCUUUUUUUUAUGAUUGCUUGUGUGAAGUUUUUCUGAAUUGUGCAGACUUCGUCCUGCACAUGCAACUGUGCUCAGUGUACAUAAAACACAAUGUGUACUCAUCUUGUUUGUAUGCCUGCUCUAUUUAUUUGUGAAUAGAGUUCUAUAUGGGAAGUUGACAAAGGAUGUCUGCCAUCUGCACUGUCACUAGUCAUGUAGAAUCAUAUAUUACCCACAAAUGCGACUUACGAUUGUCAACAAUAAACAGUGUCCUUUGAAGUUUGAAAUAA